AUGGGGAACGUUUCAAGUUGCUGUGAAUCAUGCUUUCAAGGGCGCAGGUCGCAAUCUUAUGAGCCUCUUUUACUGGAGAAUGAACGAGAGGCAGUAGCGGAUUUGCUCCAGUAUCUAGAGAACCGAACGACCACCAACUUCUUCACGGGAUCCCCCUUGUCUGCUUUGACGACCCUCUCUUUCUCCGACAACGUCGACCUUCAGCGGAGCGCUGCCCUCGCCUUCGCGGAAAUCACAGAGAAAGAAGUCCGCCCUGUCGGUCGCGACACUUUGGACCCUAUUCUCUUCCUGUUGAGCAGCCAUGAUACCGAGGUGCAGCGCGCUGCUAGUGCUGCUUUGGGCAACCUUGCGGUCAAUACCGAUAAUAAGCUGCUUAUUGUCAAGCUUGGCGGGUUGGAGCCUCUGAUCCGUCAGAUGUUGAGCCCGAACGUGGAGGUGCAAUGCAAUGCCGUCGGUUGUGUUACGAAUCUUGCGACCCAUGACGACAACAAGACCAAGAUCGCCAAGUCGGGAGCUUUGGUUCCACUCACGCGGCUGGCGCGUUCGAAGGAUAUGCGCGUUCAACGCAAUGCGACAGGCGCUCUCCUCAACAUGACGCAUUCAGACGAAAACCGGCAACAGCUGGUCAAUGCCGGCGCGAUCCCCGUCCUCGUUAGCCUAUUGAACUCUCCGGAUACGGAUGUCCAAUAUUAUUGUACAACUGCCUUGAGUAAUAUUGCUGUGGAUGGUGCGAACCGGAAGAAAUUGGCGCAGAGCGAACCGAAGCUAGUGACAAGUCUUGUCAUGCUUAUGGACAGCCCCAGCUUGAAAGUUCAAUGCCAGGCGGCGUUGGCUCUGCGCAACCUGGCCAGCGAUGAGAAGUAUCAAUUGGAAAUCGUCAAAGCUGAUGGCUUACAGUCUUUGCUGCGGCUGCUCCAAUCGACUUACCUUCCUCUCAUCCUGUCUUCGGCUGCCUGCGUCCGCAAUGUCUCUAUUCACCCUCAAAACGAAUCGCCCAUCAUCGAAUCCGGAUUCUUGCAACCUUUGAUCACUCUUCUUUCCUUCAAGGACAACGAGGAGGUUCAGUGCCACGCCAUUUCCACGCUGCGUAACCUUGCUGCGAGUUCGGAGAAGAAUAAGAAAGCGAUUGUUCAGGCCGGAGCUGUUCUUUCUAUCAAGGAAUUGGUCUUAGAGGUCCCUAUCAACGUGCAAAGCGAGAUGACUGCGUGUGUUGCCGUGCUUGCGUUGAGCGACGAGCUCAAAGGGCAAUUGCUGGAAAUGGGAAUCUGCGAGGUUUUGAUUCCCUUGACUAAUUCGCCAAGCUCCGAGGUCCAAGGCAACAGCGCGGCAGCGCUAGGCAACUUGUCAUCCAAAGACGGUCGCUCCCCAACCGACGACUAUUCGGCAUUCAAUGACGUUUGGGAUAAACCUGAUGGUGGCAUGCACAAGUAUCUCUAUCGGUUCUUGACGAGCCCGGAUGCUACUUUCCAACACAUUGCGGUGUGGACAAUUGUGCAACUGCUUGAGUCUGGAGAUCCCCAACUCAUCAGUAAUAUCCGGGGUUCAAACAUCUUGAUACCCAACAUAAGGAAUCUUGCGACAUCACGGACAACCUCACCCGCCUCCUCCGUUGGUACACCUCGAUCGCACCAUUCGCAGCACUCCUAUCAGGAGACGGAGACAAACGACGGGCAGGGUGAGAUCCAAUUGCUCUCACGCAGAAUUCUUGACUUCGUGGAUUUGGACAUCGAUGGGUUGGUGUCUUCAAGUGUACCAGGAUCGCAUGUACAACCAGGGUCGUCGCUGGGGAGCUCCAGUCGAGAUCACGAAGAGCUCCGACGAAGUGUACGAGAGGCCUUUGCGCCAGGAUCACAUCGUUAG
Cyclocybe aegerita is the source of this 1860-nucleotide messenger RNA. The record is from the annotation of a GenBank genome assembly. Lineage: Eukaryota; Fungi; Basidiomycota; Agaricomycetes; Agaricales; Hemipholiotaceae.